ACGGCAUCCAAACUUUUGGAUCAUUUGUUAAUUUCUUUCCAUGAGCUACUCAAGAAUCGACCAGAGCCCAGAGGAAUCCAGGUCUCGCGGUUAUCACUCCAACGGUGAGACUGACGGGCCACGUGCGGACUACUUCACGGGCGAACGAACUGACUCGAGAAAGGGAGGUAACUUCCGGGAGAGUUACGCCAAUGGAGACUUCGACGAGAAUGAGAAGCUCUAUGAUGGAAAAAGGCCUCAAGAUGGGGGGCAGACUUACGAUGGGUACGGGUACCAGGGAUCAGAUCCAGCUGGGGCAGGAUCUGAUGUUAUCGAGACCGACACAGACGAGGUCAUUGACAAAUUUGAUGACAUGAACCUAAGAGAAGAUCUCUUAAGAGGAAUUUAUGCCUAUGGUUUUGAGAAACCUUCUGCUAUUCAGCAACGUGCUAUUGCCCCCUGCACCAAAGGUCAGGAUGUCAUUGCCCAGGCUCAGUCUGGCACUGGGAAGACUGCCACCUUCUCUAUAGCCAUCCUACAGCAGCUAGAUGUGGACCUUAAGGAAUGCCAGGCUCUGGUGCUAGCCCCCACCAGAGAGUUGGCACAGCAGAUUAAGAAAGUUGUGAUUGCCCUUGGGGACUACAUGGGCGCCCAGUGCCACGCCUGUAUUGGGGGCACAAACAUUAAGGAGGACAUCCACAAGCUGCAGCAGGGUGUCCACGUGGUGGUGGGAACGCCAGGCCGCGUACAUGACAUGAUCCAGAGGAAAGUCCUCGGCACUCAGCACAUCAAGAUUUUUGUUCUCGAUGAGGCUGAUGAGAUGUUGUCCAGAGGAUUCAAGGAUCAGAUCUAUGAUGUCUUCAGAUUUAUGCCUCAGAGCAUUCAGGUGAUCCUGCUGUCGGCUACCAUGCCUGUGGAUGUACUCGAGGUCACCAAGAGGUUCAUGAGAGAACCCAAGCGAAUCCUUGUCAAGAAGGAAGAGCUGACUUUGGAGGGUAUCAAACAGUUCUACGUACAGGUGGAGAAAGAGGAAUGGAAACUGGAGACUCUCUGUGACUUGUACGAGACUCUCACCAUCACACAGGCCGUGAUUUUCCUUAACACUCGUAGAAAAGUCGACUGGCUCUUGGAGAAAAUGCAGGCUCGUGAUUUCACCGUGUCUGCUAUGCACGGCGACAUGGAUCAGAAGGAACGUGAUGUGAUUAUGCGAGAGUUCCGCUCCGGCUCUAGUCGUGUCCUCAUCACUACUGACCUGCUAGCUCGGGGGAUUGAUGUCCAGCAAGUGUCGCUGGUCAUCAACUAUGACUUACCCACCAACAGGGAAAACUACAUCCACAGAAUUGGCCGUGGCGGUCGAUUUGGCCGUAAAGGCGUGGCGGUGAACUUCGUCACUCAGGAUGACAUCCGUACUCUACACGAUAUUGAACAGUUUUAUAACACUGCUAUUGAGGAGAUGCCCAUGAAUGUUGCCGAUCUUAUAUAGACGACCCGAGAUAUUGCGAUUUCAUUUCCGACGCUCCCUAGCAUCUGCCGCAGAUUCACAGGAUACCAGGCGAUUUUGAAGCAGCGAUUUCUUCCCGGUUUUCUGACCUGCCUUGUUCCAUGUGAAUUCCGAUGUGACACGAGUGUGAAUGACUCGCAGUACUAAAGGUCCACGAGAGAUUGGCCUGAACUUUGACCCUGCUGGGUCUGAACUUAAAAAAAAAAAAGAGGUCACGAGACAUCUUUAUAUAUUGUGCAUUAUUUGUCAGAUUUGUUGCUGUAGUGAAGACUUCUGUGGUGUUCGUUGGAGGAGGGGAGCAUUUUGCGGACGCAUGUUGUAGUGCCAAAGACGGGAGUACACAGUUCCAAUGAACUCUGACCUUUCACUGCUACAGUGCUAAAGGGAAUCCCUCUCAGUUAGUGAGCAGGAGGCGCUAACGAAAACCACUGUGUUGUAUGUCUGUAUUUACUAAUUGUCUAUUUCUCAAUACCUAACAGGUUUAACUUUUAAUGUAAAUGUACAUCUGGUUUUGAGGUCUAUCGAGAGCACAGCUUUUACUUCUUGAAAAAAAAAACUAUUUGUAGUCGCAAUUAACUCAUUAUUAUCCAGCCCUUCUCAUUAUUGUAUAAAUUAAACAACUUGCCGUGGGUUGGCAUGGAGCGUGUUAAAGCUCCCCUGGUGUCGCGCGUGCUGCGUUGCACAUGCGGAGGUGCCUCUUCUGGCAUGGCCACCCGGACUGUAAAGACUUUGUAUUUGUUGUUGAUACUCAGCUUGGAGGCUCACAUUUCAUGUGAAGUACAACAAAGUCCUAGGUGUAUUAAAAAAUUAUUUAACUUUAA
This is a messenger RNA of Liolophura sinensis, 2301 nucleotides long. RefSeq names its product eukaryotic initiation factor 4A-I-like. Gene Ontology annotation, molecular function: ATP binding; nucleic acid binding; RNA helicase activity. Bases 41 to 1462 code for a protein of 473 amino acids. The record is from RefSeq and is a predicted model, not a curated record. NCBI's taxonomy places the organism in Eukaryota, Metazoa, Mollusca, Polyplacophora, Chitonida, Chitonidae. The transcript has 10 exons.